AUGGUGCUUCCUGCGGCCACACUGAAUGACCCACGGGGGCAGGAAGUGGAUGAGACGAGCCUGAGCAAGGGCCACCUGGAUUGGCUUCUGCAGGUCAUCAAGAGCGCCCCACUGGCGCUGGCAUCUGAGCUUUCACACCACCGCGCGCUUUUCCCUCUGGCUAUAGCUCAGAUGACCUUGCUGGCUGAUCAGCCUCUGCUGUCCACCAACAUGUCCGCAGUGGCCAACGAAUUCGGCUUUGCCGGGGCGGAGAAGGACGAGAAGCUGGGGGGCAUAGUUAGCGUUGUGUUUUUUGCCUGCGGGGUGGUUUCCUCACUCAUCGUGGGCCGCCUUGCGGACGUCAUGAAGCGCUCGACCCUGGUCUGCCUUUGCAUGCUGAUUGGCUCUACAGGCACCUUCAGCAACUCCCAAGCCGAAAGCUUCACUUCUUUGCUCUUCGGACGCGCUGCCGUGGGCGCGGCUGUGGGUGGCCUCAUCCCGACGAGCUUCGCCGUCAUCGGCGACAUGUGUCCGGCAGAGGAGAGGCCUCAUGCAAUCGGCGUGGUCUGCAUUAUCUCCGGCCUGGGUCUUCCAGUGGGCCAAUCUUUGGCCGGUUUCGCUGGGUCCGCUUCAGGUUGGCGUGCUCCGUUUGCUGUGGUCGGGAUCGCUGGAUGGUGUGUCACGCUUUUACUGUUCUUCAUUCAUGAAGAGCCUGCCAGAUCCAACGACCAACACCUCAGCCAUGACGUUUCAUCCUGGUCUGCACUCACCAAGCCAACCGUCCUUUGCAUUUGUUCGCAGGGGGUUUUUGGAUGCAUACCCUGGGCCGUCAUUGGCACCUUCCUCACGGACUAUCUGGCUGUGAAUGAUGGCAUGGGCGUGGCAGGGGCCACCAGUGUGCUGUUCUGCAUGGGUGUUGGAUUUAUCAUUGGCACCAUUGCUGGAGGCAAGCUAGGCCAGCAUUUGUACAAGAAGGACAAGAAGCUGCAGGCGUGGCUGACAGGUCUCACCAUGUGGGGCGGAAUGCUGCCGCUAUUUGUCCUGUUCUCUACUGACCGGCCGGACUGGCCUUUCAUGUUUCACAUCCUGGCGCUGGUGGGUGUGUUCUUUGCUGCCUUUUCCCCCGUGAACCUCAAG
Molecule: messenger RNA, 1116 nt
Organism: Symbiodinium necroappetens
Lineage: Eukaryota; Dinophyceae; Suessiales; Symbiodiniaceae
Source: the annotation of a GenBank genome assembly